Carya illinoinensis is the source of this 2833-nucleotide messenger RNA. RefSeq names its product hydroxyproline O-galactosyltransferase GALT2. Gene Ontology annotation, cellular component: Golgi membrane. The record is from RefSeq and is a predicted model, not a curated record. The transcript has 7 exons. The coding region runs from base 609 to 2657 and encodes 682 amino acids. Lineage: Eukaryota; Viridiplantae; Streptophyta; Magnoliopsida; Fagales; Juglandaceae. Gene Ontology annotation, molecular function: galactosyltransferase activity; carbohydrate binding.
CAUCCGAGUACCUCAAUUUCAUUCUAUUUCCUCUACACUGUCGUUACGCAUUGUCGUGCAGACGACGAUACCCUGUCUCUGUGCUUUUUCCGUUUUUUCGUGUAUUCGGGUUAUUGGGAACCUCCUCACCUUCCAGUUUCGCCCAUAUCUGCAACCGAGAUCAAUCUUCACCAGUUUGAUCUUCUGCAAUUUCUUGGGCCCGUCUCUCUAUUUUUGAUUGAUUGUGUACUUCGUCAGAAGUAUGCUCCCGAAAUGUGGAAGCAUUUAAGGUGCUCCGUGCCACAUCUUGACGAGCUUUCUCUGAAUCUGUUGUUGAAUGCUGAUAUUGGCUGACAUCGCGAACUCGAUUGUAUAGAAUCCGAGGAGGUCUGGGCAUUCUCUUACCGUUUGCUUCUAAUUUGUACCGUUUUGCUUCACAAUAUUGCAUUUCGUUGAUUUGUUGGUAUAUUAGGUAAAGGGUCUGUUUUGAGAUUUUGGUGAUAUAUGCUCUGAGUUCUUUGCUGGGGUUCAAAGCUUGUUUUGGGUUCCUUUAGUCAAUUAGAAAAAUGGGUUUGAGUGAAUUUUUGUUACUGUGAGAAGUUUUUGGUGUGCCUUUCAGUUUGAUAAAGAUGAAGAGGCCGAAAAGCGAGCCUCCCGGAGCAAGAAGGUUCAAGUUGUCGCAUUUUUUAUUGGGUAUAGCGGUUCUAUACUUAGUUUUCAUAUCCUCUAAGUUUCCUCAUUUCUUAGAGAUCGCAGCGAUGUUGAGUGGGGACGAUAGUUAUGUUGGGACGGAUGGGACAAUGAGAGAGGACUCCGAAGAUCCGGAUUUAAGCAAACCUUUCUUUGGUUCUGUUUAUAAGGAUGCUUUUCAUCGGAAAUUAGAGGAUAACCAAAACCAAGGCGCCCCAUUCAGGCCUAGCCAGGAACCACUGGAAGAGAAAAAAAGUGCGUCUAGACCUAUAAAGCCGCUGCAGCAUCGAUAUGGUCGAAUAACCGGUGAGAUUAUGAAGCGGAGGAACAGAACUAGUGACUUGUCAGUGCUCGAGAGAAUGGCGGAUGAGGCUUGGACAUUGGGCUUAAAGGCGUGGAAAGAGUUAGAUAAGGUAGAUGAAAAGGAGACCGGAGAAAGCUCUAUAAUUCAGGGGAAACCUGAGGCAUGCCCUUCAUGGAUAUCGAUCAGUGGGGAAGAAUUGAAGGGAGACAGGUUAAUGAUUCUUCCAUGUGGACUCGCUGCUGGAUCUUCAGUUACAGUGGUUGGAACACCCCAUCAUGCUCAUCAGGAAUAUGUGCCCCAACUUGCGAAGUUGAGGAGUGGUAGUGCCAUGGUUAUGGUUUCACAGUUCAUGGUUGAAUUGCAGGGGCUGAAAGCGGUGGAUGGGGAGGAGCCACCAAAGAUUCUGCACUUAAAUCCUCGAUUGAAAGGUGACUGGAGCAAACGGCCAGUCAUUGAGCAUAACACCUGUUAUAGAAUGCAGUGGGGAAAAGCUCAAAGAUGCGAUGGUUUACCUUCCAAUAAUGAUGAUGAUAUGCUAGUUGAUGGACAUGGGAGAUGUGAAAAAUGGAUGCGGAAUGAUAUUGUUGACUCAAAGGAGUCAAAGACAACCUCAUGGUUUAAGCGAUUCAUAGGGCGUGAGCAGAAGCCGGAAGUUACCUGGCCAUUUCCUUUUGUGGAGGGCAGACUGUUCAUCCUAACUCUGCGUGCUGGUGUUGAUGGGUACCAUAUUAGUGUUGGGGGCCGGCAUGUGACUUCAUUUCCUUAUAGGACUGGGUUCACUCUGGAAGAUGCAACAGGACUAGCAAUUAAAGGAGAUGUGGAUGUCCACUCAGUUUAUGCCACGUCUCUCCCUACUUCUCAUCCAAGUUUUUCACCUCAUAGAGUAUUGGAGUUUUCAGAGAAGUGGAAAGUCAAUCCUCUACCCAAGAGCAAGGUUCCACUCUUUGUUGGAGUGCUCUCUGCUCCUAAUCACUUUGCUGAACGCAUGGCGGUUAGAAAAACUUGGAUGCAAGCAUCUGCAAUCAAGUCCUCGGAUGUAAUUGUUCGAUUCUUUGUUGCAUUGAAUCCAAGGAAGGAGGUGAAUGCAGUGCUGAAGAAGGAGGCUGCUUACUUUGGUGAUAUAGUGAUUUUGCCCUUUAUGGAUCGCUAUGAGCUUGUUGUUCUUAAAACUAUUGCUAUCUGUGAGUUUGGGGUUCAGAAUGUGACCGCUGCGUACAUCAUGAAAUGCGAUGAUGACACAUUUGUCAGGGUGGACACCGUAUUAAAAGAAAUUGAGGGUAUCUCCUCUAAUAAAUCGCUAUAUAUGGGUAAUCUCAAUCUCUUGCAUCGCCCUCUUAGAAGUGGAAAAUGGGCGGUCACAUAUGAGGAGUGGCCAGAGGAAGUAUAUCCUCCUUAUGCGAAUGGGCCUGGAUAUGUAAUUUCCAGUGAUAUUGCUAAAUACAUUGUCUCUCAACAUGGCAACCGAAGCCUAAGGCUCUUUAAGAUGGAGGAUGUGAGCAUGGGAAUGUGGGUCGAGCAAUUUAACAGUUCCAAGGCAGCCGUCCAGUACUCGCACAGCUGGAAAUUUUGUCAGUAUGGAUGCCUGGAAAACUAUUUUACUGCACAUUACCAAUCGCCAAGGCAAAUGAUCUGUCUUUGGGGCAAUUUGGCGAGAGGUCGGGCUCAUUGCUGCAACUUUAGAUGACAUUGAAUAGAAACAUAAACUUAUAUCACACUCACCUUCCUCCUCCCUCCCACACACAAAUUUUUCACCCACCUUUGUGCUGAUCUUUGUCCAUUGUGGUCAGUGUCUGGGUCAAAUUAUGAACCUAAGAUUGAUUAUGCUAAUCCAUUUUCCACAAUGAGUUCUACAGAGUAUUA